Molecule: messenger RNA, 5019 nt
Organism: Pleuronectes platessa (European plaice)
Lineage: Eukaryota; Metazoa; Chordata; Actinopteri; Pleuronectiformes; Pleuronectidae
Product: integrin alpha-M
Exons: 31
Coding region: 103-3720 (1205 amino acids)
Biological process (GO): integrin-mediated signaling pathway; cell adhesion mediated by integrin; cell-matrix adhesion
Cellular component (GO): integrin complex; external side of plasma membrane
Molecular function (GO): integrin binding
Source: RefSeq, a predicted model, not a curated record
ACCACCUGUUACGGAAACACCCUCAUUUAAACAGCGCACAGGAAGUGUUGCACAUAGGGUUUUAAGUGUCAAGCAGCACCAUCUUUAGCCUUGAGAAGAUUGAUGUGGAAGAUGAGAGACCAGCGUCAUAUGUUCCUGCUCACCUACAUGGUGGCGCUUGCCACCCCUCUUUCUUUGGCUUUCAACAUUGAUGCAAAAAAUCCCGAUGUCUAUGCUGGUGAAAAGAAAGAUUUCUUUGGAUACAAAGUGCUUCAGUUCACGUCUGGCACAGACAAAGGGAUAAUCGUCACUGCGCCGCUGCAGCUCAAUGGAUCUGGAGGAGUAUGCAGACCUUACAAAAACCAAAGCAACCAGUGUUUCAAUGCUGAAGACAUUACUGUGAAAAACGAAACGUUACCAGUGAAGCUCCUCGGCCUGUCGAUCGCCGCAGACUCCACAAGCUCCCAGUUCAUUGUUUGCAGCCCAAGUGUAGCCCAUGAAUGUAAUGACAACUCCUAUCUGAACAGUGUGUGUUACAACAUGACAUAUAGUCUUCAGACAACCUCCAAUUUCACUCCUGCUUUCCAAGAAUGUACCAAAAAGACAGUGGACCUUGUCUUUCUUGUUGAUGGAUCAGGCAGUAUGACCGGAACUGAGUUCAACAAAAAUAAAGAUUUCAUAGUGGAUAUAAUGAAGAGCCUUAAGAACACAUCAAUCAAGUUCUCAGCAGUUCAGUUCUCCUCAAACCACAGGACAGUAUUUGACUUCAACGACUAUCAAGAUGGUAGCGCUCUUGAAAAACUUAGGAAAGAACCCCACAUGGAGGAUCUGACCAACACACAUGGAGCCCUCGAAUUUGUGUUGAAAAAUAUCUUGGAAAACCCAACUGCAGGUGCCUCUCCUGAUGCAAUUAAAGUUCUGGUAAUAAUCACAGAUGGUGAUCCCAGUGACAGAAACGAUGGGACUAUUGAAAAAUAUGAUGAGAAACAGAUCAUUCGCUUUGUCAUUGGGGUCAAGGACGCUAAGUUAGAAAGAUUCACAGACAUUGCUUCAAAACCAGCAGACCAAUAUGCCUUUAAAAUCGAGGACUACAACGGACUGAAAGGAAUACUGGAAAAGUUUCAAAAAAGGAUUUUUAAAAUGGAAGGUUCCAGUGUGGCUCGAGGAGGAGACUUGACGGAGGAAAUGGCUCAGAGUGGAUUCAGUGCUGUCGUCUAUAACAAUACAUUGAUCCUGGGUUCAGUGGGCUCAAAGAGCUGGGGGGGCUCUCUCAGAGAGAUCCAUGAAGGAAAAGAAACACAAAUUGAAGAUCCACCAAUGAAGAAGGACUCCUACAUGGGAUACUCCAUCUCUGUUGGCAAGAGGGACAAUGCUUCUCUAUACUUUGCGGGUGCACCAAGAUUUGAGCACACAGGACAGGUCGUACUUUUCAGACGUGAUGCUGGUAAUUGGGCCGCAGCCCAAACACUAAAUGGUACCCAGAUUGGCUCCUACUUUGGAGCAGAGCUGUGCUCAGUAGAUAUCGACUCAGAUGGUAACACUGACUUCCUGUUGGUGGGAGCUCCCCUGUUCUAUCAGCCCUAUGAGAAGAAAGAAGGCCGGAUCUAUGUCUACAUUCUGUCUGAGAAGAUGCAACUGGAAACUGUACUAAAUGUGACAGCAUCCAUGGGCAGAUUUGGCACCACCAUUUCCAGCCUUGCGGAUCUUAACGGAGACGAACUCCGAGACGUUGCUGUUGGAGCCCCCCUUGAGGAUGAUAACAGAGGGGCUGUGUACAUCUACCUUGGUGACAGACGCAAUGGCAUACACAGCACUUUCAGCCAGAGAAUCAUGGGACAGGAUUUUGGACUUGAGAUGAGAUUCUUCGGACAGGCCAUUGAUGGGGGCAUUGACCUCGGAGAAGACGGACUUCCAGAUAUUUUGAUUGGAUCACAGGGCAUGGCUGUUGUCUUGAGGUCCCGUCCUGUCUUCAACGUCACCGCACAUCUCUCUUUUCUUCCUAAGGAAAUAAGCACUGAGAAGAUUAACUGUGUGGACAAAACAGAUGGUGAUUUACCCAUGGGGACCUUACAAGUCUGCUUUGAAAUGGUAGAAAGCACAAAGAGCAAAGCCGACGUGAUGAGCUCAGGACUGAACAUCUCAUACAUACUUAAUGUGGAUCCAGUGAGACAAACCUACCGAGGUUUCUUUGGAAAUGACAAGAAAGCCAGGAGUCUAACUUCCUCCUGCGAUCUGACGGCUAAUGAAACUUGCUUCAAGCUCCCUGUCAACAUGCCUAAAUGUCUGAAAGACACUUUUUCACCCAUCAUCAUCAAAUUCAACUUUUCCCAAGUCGACAGUGAGAGUGCGAGUGCCGUCCUGAACGUGGACAGCAGAAGGUCGGCUACUGUUGAGGUUCCCUUUGAAAAGCAAUGUGCAAAAAACGACAACUGUGUUGCUGAACUGGAGGUGGAUUUCAACUUCAUGACCCCGGCCUUAUUGGUUGCAGAAGAUAGUUACUUCAACGUGACUGUAAAACUGUCUAAUUAUGGUGAUGACUCAUACAACACCAGCCUCACAAUGCAUUAUCCUCCUGGCCUCUCCUUCUCCAGGAUGACUAUUACAGAGGCGACUAGACCAACGCUCCACAGCUGUCAUGAUCUUGAAGGGGUGCUUGACAAAACUGUGUGCGGCAUCAGCCUUCCUGUGUAUCGCAGCGGAUCUGCUGCAACGUUUAUAACUUCUUUCUACAUCCUAACCGGGUACGAGUGGAACGACACAAUCCUGAUGACCGUUACUGGAAGAAGUGAUAACGCAAACAUCACCGAGAACAAUACCCUGACCAAAAGCAUCCCAGUGCAAUUUGAAAUUAAAAUGGGACUAACAGUGAAAGAAGGCAGCACCACAUAUCUGAACUUUACAGCAGAAGAGGCUGCACCUAAAAAAAUUGAGAUCAUAUACAAGAUUGAUAAUCCAGGUUUUAAGGCUUUUCCUGUCAACGUGUCUCUGUUCUUCCCAACGCAACUGGAACAUAACUUUGAAAUGAAGGAUUAUCAAGUGUCUGUCCAGCAGAACAAAACUCAAUGCAGAAUCCCUGAUCUCAAAACUGAUCACUGCUCGCCAGGAGAACCUUGGAAAAUCAUUGCAUGUGACACCUUCAUCCUGGACAAGGAGUCAUCUACUGAGUUCACAUUUUCAGGAGAAGCACAUUUUCGGGAUCUCAAAAAGCAUGCCGAGAAUAUUGCCUUUCUGAAACGAUACACCAGAGACAGCGGGGAGGUGAAAUUCAAAAGCUCCAUAGGUGUUGAAUUUGACGGGCGACAAUACGUGCUGGUUUCUCGUAAACAAGAGAGAAACGAUGGAUUCAUGGAGACGUCUCAUAAAACUUGCUCAUGGAAAGACAACGAUCCAACCAUGAAAUGGAGUGAAGUUCGGGUUGAGUUCACAAUUCUCCCCAAUCGACUGCUGAUCAUCUUUACUGGAGUUGGAUUGGGUUUGUUGUUUCUCAUCAUAACCACAAUCAUCAUGUGGAAGCUUGGUUGCUUCAAGAGGAAGACGUUUUAUGAAGAAGAGGAGUCAGAUGCUGUUCUUCAGGCUGACAGUUCCAAUGAGUUUGCCUUUGACCCCAUAGUAGUCAGCCAAUUAGAGACUGAGGGCAAAUCUGACAAACCAUCAGAGGAGAAAUCGCUGCUUGUUGAUGAGGUGGCCAAAGGCGGCAUCGCAGCAGCUGAUGAAGAGGAGGGACUAGAGUAUAAAAAGUAAUUUACAUGCAUGAGCGUGGGCUGACAAAUGCCUGAACUCUGAAGGGUGCAGCAGGCACAUCAUUAUUAGUGAGCAAAAUUACUAAAGGGACAGCUUGUAAUUUUUGCAAAUAGUCUUAUUUGCUUCCAAGCUGAGAGUAAAAGAAGAUACCACUCCAAAUAUGAAGCUGGAGCCACAAGAUGGAGAGAUUUGAUUUGCAUAUAGAUAAGACACAAAGGGAAGUGGUAGCUUGGCUCUGUUCAAUGUAGCAACAUCUAAUAAACCAAGUGCAUUUUUUAUCCAUACAGUCCAAAUAUUACAAAUUUGCCUCAAGGGUCUUUACAGAUGUUCAACAAAAUGACACCUUCUGUCCUUAGAGACUCAAACUGAAUAAAUAAAAAAGAAGAAAUGAAGGAAACCCGAAGAAGAGGAACUGAGGAGGGGUCACUCCUACAGGACAGACUGACAUGCAGUAGAUGUCAUGUGAACAGAGUAGAUCUACGUUGCAGUCUUACAGUAUGGACGAACAGCAUGGUCAAAAUAUAGAUUGUAAAUAUACAGGGAGAAUAUGAUGCGAGAGGAUGUUGACACAUCCAUAAAGUGGGACCUGGGCCACACGACCUGGAGUGGGGACAGACAAUCCAAAAACAGGAGGGCAAGCACAUCCUGAACACAUAACCUCCAGCUCCCAGCUAUUCCAGCUCACUUCGCUCAGUCGCCACGGUGAUACCUACAUAUGGGACCUUGGUCACGUGGUAAGCGGUGCUCCUAAAGAGCGGAUCCCCACAGAGAAGACAACCAACAUCACAUCAACUUUGAGGAGCUCUAUGACGCUGAACAGGAAACUGAUCAAACACCAGAAGCAUCAGAUAUCAGACUGUUGACAGAAAACCCUCCAUACAUGACAGACCUGUUAUCACAUUACUGACGUCCCAUCCCUGCAGUAGGUCGCAUGAUGGCAACUGUGCAAAAGAAACGCUUUUUUUGAGUUUUUUGGUCAAAUCAUUAAAUGUUUUUGGAGCAUUGUUAUUCCAUGAAAUACCAUGGUUGUGUUAUAUCAGGCACAACAAAGUUAAGUGAAAACUUAACAAGUUUAAUUUCCAGGUAGCCUGGUCACAUGAUCCCUGUGUCCGGCCUAGGGUGCCAUCUCUACUAAUGUUUAUUUACACUGUAAAAUACUGUAACAUUAAUACUAGUCAGCCUUUACCUAUUGGUGAUCUUUGUCACAGGUUUUAUCUCCUUGUUUAUGCAAUGUUGUGCCAUAAUUUUGUUAUGUUUUUAUGCUUUUUCCGUAAAAAAAUUAAAGUGAGAGAAAAAGAA